Molecule: messenger RNA, 3107 nt
Organism: Desarmillaria tabescens
Lineage: Eukaryota; Fungi; Basidiomycota; Agaricomycetes; Agaricales; Physalacriaceae
Exons: 5
Coding region: 25-3072 (1015 amino acids)
Source: RefSeq, a predicted model, not a curated record
UGUGUCUGAUUCGGCUCUUUCAUUAUGCCAGUGACAACGGCCCCUGCACCUGUUAACAUUUUCGACGAUGACGACGAUGGAUGGCAGGAUAUGCCUGUCGUUCGGGAGGACGAGCUCAAGGGCGGGCUCGAUGAAGAAGACCAAAAGCGAUACCACUACGUACCUUCCGCCAAGGGCACCAAUGCUGCUAAUGCCAUCGGCACCAUUGACGUCGACGACCUUGGGAACGAAUGGCGGUCGAAGAUAGACCAUAAUGAAAACGAAUACACGAGGCUGCGGGUGAAGGAGGAGGACGAGAACGACGACGUGCACCUACGGACCCGGUACUUAUUCGACGAAGACAAGGCUAUGACCCCGCUCAGUCAGAUGCAGGCGACCAAGAAUCUGCUCACAGAAGCCCAGCGUAUAGCGUACGUCGGCCUCUGCUCGCUAACGAGUCGGGAGAUGGCCCAGGAAAUGAAGAUGGCACGUCGCAAGGAACUCAAGGCGGCGGCGGCAAGCAUGGAGCUCUGGGCGAUGAAGAUAAUGGGUCGGUUAUAUUAUCAUAUGGAACUCGAGACUCAAGAGCAGAAGAUGAUUGAGAGUCUCGGUGAACAUGGUGUACUACCUAUGGAUCUCGUCCCGGCCCUCAUGACCACGCAUACUGUCGCCAAUCCCGAGUAUGAUCCUGAAGCAGCUCGUCAGCGGGCAUCUCACGAAGACGAGCCUGACAACCAACCUGCGACCCAUGUCGACAUACCCCCAUCACCCUCCGCAUCUACCAAACCUGCUUUUCAAACAACAGCCAAAGUCCUCGAAGAUACCUCCACAUCUGCCAUACCCGGUGUAUCUACAACUCUCUCUUCCGCAGACGAGAGGGUCACUCUCGACAUUCGAUGGACGGUCUUAUGCGAUCUAUUUUUGAUACUCAUCGCCGAUAGCGUCUAUGAUGCUCGUUCGCGCGUUCUCCUCGAAAGCGUUGCCCUGAAGCUUGGUCUCGGAUGGUUGGAUGUGGUCAAGUUCGAGAGUCGUGUGACUGAGGCGUUGGAAAUCCAGGAGGACGUGGAGAGAAUGGAGAAUGAGGACAUCAUUGACGGUCGCAGAAAGGCUAAUAGGAAGAAGCGAUACAUGAUGUUGGGUCUUGCUACGCUUGGAGGUGGACUAGUCAUUGGUCUAUCUGCCGGGCUUUUAGCUCCAGUUAUUGGGGUGGGCCUUGGUGCAGCGUUCACCACCAUCGGGAUAACAGGGACAACGGGUUUUCUCGCCGGAGCCGGAGGUGCAGCCGUUAUCACGACUGGUGGUGUACUAACAGGAAGCGGUAUCGCUGUUCGAGGGAUGAUUAACCGGACGCAACAAGUUCGAACGUUCAAUCUACUUCCGCUGCAUAACAACAAGCGGGUGAACUGUAUCAUCACAGUUCCAGGAUUUCUGAACGGCGCCUUAGAUGACCCUCGGCUGCCUUUCAGCGUGUUGGACCCCAUUGUUGGCGAUGUCUUCAGUGUUCUCUGGGAGCCCGAAAUGAUUCGGGAGACUGGAAGCGCUUUGAAGAUCCUUACCACUGAAGUCCUCAGUCAAAUCGGAGCAACGGUGUUACAAGCAACAGUCAUGACCGCCUUAAUGAGUGCCCUUCAAUGGCCAAUCAUUCUCACCAAGCUCGGCUAUCUCAUCGACAAUCCCUGGAAUAAUGCUCUUGACAGAGCCAAGGCAGCCGGCAGUGUUCUAGCAGAUGUUUUGAUACAACGCCAUCUUGGUGUUCGCCCCACGACUCUCAUUGGCUUCUCCCUGGGCGCUCGCGUCAUCUUCUAUGCCCUUGUUGAACUGGCCAAACAGAAAGCGUACGGCAUUGUCCAGGACGUCUUCAUUCUCGGAACGACCGUCACCGCGUCGUCCAAGACAUGGUGUGAGACGCGAUCAGUUGUGUCAGGUCGAUACGUCAAUGCUUUCGCACGGAACGAUUGGGUGCUCAACUAUCUCUUUCGGGCUACGAGUGGGGGAGUUGGGACUGUCGCUGGCUUGAGGCCUGUCGAUGGAGUGCCCGGAUUAGAAAAUGUGGAUGUGACUGACAAAAUUUCCGGGCACAUGAGUUACAGAGCGUUUAUGCCUCUGAUUCUGGAUCAGCUGGGUUUCCCGGUAUCGGCGGAUUAUUUCGAUGAGCCUGAGGAACCCGAAUUCACGGAAGAUCGGGUAGUUGUACGGGAAGAAGAUAUGUCGAAGAAGAAGGGUUGGUUUUCGAGGAAAUCUAAACCUUCAAAACCCCAGCACGUAUCAAGACCGCCAGGUGGGCCUUCGUCGUAUUCGAAGAAACCUUCGGGACCAGCAUCGACACCCAGGGAUUCCCUAGACAAUGAUCUCCCUCCGCGGAUGGAUUCUUCCACGCCUGUAUCAACGCCGCCUUCCACACCUCAACGAGAUACGGCAUCCCCCGGACCGGACAUCCCUAUGCACGCUGGGUUCGAUUUUGCCGCCAUCAAGGAGAUGAUAGGACAAUCCGAGCAGCCUGAGCAGCAGGUGGUGUCACCUACGCCGAUCGUCGCGCCUACCAUUCCACCACCAACUAACCGCACCGAAUCCAUGCCUCCGGCGAUCAAACGUUCGUCUUCCCCUACUCCAGGUCCAAGCACGUCGCGUAGCCCUUCACCACCAAAGAAGGACGAGAUGAGCUCUGCAUUCUCGCGAUCCUUGUCGUUGAAUGAUGCCAAUGACUCUGAUACCGAUACUGAGCCUUCCAAAUCGCCCUAUGUUUCUCCACCGCUCAGUCCACCUUCAUACUCGCAACCUCCACCUCCGUCGUCGGCAUUCGGUGUUAAUGACAGCUGGUCAGACCCUCCGUCACGAACUACAACUUUAUCUUCAUUCAAUAACUACGGCUUCAAUGUUCCUACCUAUUCGACUUCAGCUGUGUCGCUCACUCAGAAUCCAUUUACGUCACCAUUGGCUACGCCGCCUGAUGCGGGGUUAUCGUUUGGCGGUGUGGAUGGAUCUAUAACUACGUCGUCUCCUGCGAACGUUAGUGAUCCAUGGAGUAUGCCCGCACAUGUAGGAAGGAGAAAGAACACGGGCGGGACUGAUUAUAGUUCAAACCCGUGGUCAUGAUUACUACACACUCUUUUGCAUAAUGUAAUAGUAUG